Molecule: messenger RNA, 6678 nt
Organism: Pygocentrus nattereri (red-bellied piranha)
Lineage: Eukaryota; Metazoa; Chordata; Actinopteri; Characiformes; Serrasalmidae
Gene: lrrfip1b
Product: leucine rich repeat (in FLII) interacting protein 1b
Exons: 22
Coding region: 446-2251 (601 amino acids)
Biological process (GO): regulation of transcription by RNA polymerase II
Molecular function (GO): DNA-binding transcription factor activity, RNA polymerase II-specific; RNA polymerase II cis-regulatory region sequence-specific DNA binding
Source: RefSeq, a predicted model, not a curated record
GAGGCCAUUGGGCUGCAGCCCGGAACGCGUCCCCAGCUCCAGCUCCUCAUCCGGCCUGCGCGCUGCCCCACAGGCAAAGCACAACUUUCUCCCCGGCGCGUCUGCCGCCCAGCCGCCCAGCCUCCACACGACACCGAGCCAGCCGUCCAGCCAGAGAGGGCGUUUGAAAGGAUGAGCCCACAGGAAUACCCACAGCCUGUCAUUAUUAUGGCGGAUCAGCAAAGUGUCAUUAUGUUUGCAGCGUGAUGUGCGGAGACGCCGAGGGGCUUUUUAAGUGAGACGUUGCUAUGUGGCACCGCAGGGAAGCUCCAGAAGACUGCCCCCCUUCUCGCAGUGGACCGGCCUGUACCUGGGCUCUUCUGAACAUCUCCACCCAUCUUUAAACGCAUUUUGGCCGCUCUGCUGGACAGUAACCCGCCCAGGCUUUGCUGUAGCUUAUAUAAAAAUGGGCACUCAGGUCACCGGGAGGAAGAGGAUCCCCAACAGGGAGAGACUGACGGCGGAGGACGAUGCUCUGAGUCAGAUAGCCCGAGAGGCGGAGGCAAGAUUGGCAGCUAAACGGGCGGCUCGGGCAGAAGCUCGGGAGAUCCGCAUGAAGGAGCUGGAGAGGCAGCAGAAAGAGAUAUAUCAGGCUCAGAAGAAAUAUUAUGGGCUGGACAGCAAAUGGGGCCAUAUUGAGCAGUGGAUGGAGGACAGUGAGCGGUACUCUCGCCACUCGCGGAGACACGCCUCGAUUUCAGAUGAUGAGGAGCGGAUGUCUGUUGGGAGUCGGGGCAGUUUGAGGGGAAACUACUCGGACCUGUGUAGCAGCACCGGCAGCCUGCCUUCAUCCAGACUUCAAAAUGGCCGGCCCUCUGCUCUCUUUAGCGAUGCGCCUCGCUCGAGAAGUCACAGGGGCUCGUUGUAUGAGGAGAAUGUGUCCAGUGCUAGGCGGUUCAGUGGCUCCAGCACCCGUGGCCCCUCGGACUACAGUGGUUUUCUGGGGUCCAGUUCCAGAGCCUCAUCUAGGGCCAGCUCAGCCCGUGCCAGCCCUGUGGUGGAAGAGCGGUCAGACUUCCUGGAAAAGGGGUCCAGAACAGCUUCCACUCUCUCUGCUGCCACUCUGGCCUCCCUGGGUGGGGGCUUAUCUCGGAGAGGCAGCUGUGACACCUCAAUCUCAGCUGACACAGAAGCUUCCAUACGUGAGAUAAAGGAUUCUCUGGCAGAGGUGGAGGAGAAGUAUCGCAAGGCCAUGGUGUCCAACGCUCAGCUGGACAAUGAGAAGUCCAACCUGAUGUACCAGGUAGACACACUGCGCGACACACUGAUGGAGCUGGAGGAGCUGCUGUAUGAGACACGCAGAGAGUGUGAUGAGAGAACCAAGGAGUGUGAACGAGAGCGACAUGCUCACAGCAUCCUACAGUUUCAGUUCAGUGAGAUGAAGGAGACGUUAAAACAGAGCGAGGAGUUACUAACGGGCGCACAACAGUUGCGUACGAAGCAGGAGAGCUAUGUUAACGAGAUUUCAGACCUGCAGGAAACACUGGAAUGGAAGGAGAAAAAAAUCGGGGCCUUAGAGAGGCAGAAGGAAUAUUCAGAUAUUAUCCGAGAUGAGCGGGAUGCACUGAGGGAUGAGAUUUUCCGGCUCAAGGAAGCUCUAAAGAAACAUGGCAUAGUUCUUGGAUCUGAGGUGACAACAAAUGGGGAAAUGGGAGGAAACACAAUAGACACACAAGAUGAUGAGGAAUCAGCCUCUAGACUGUCUCAAGACCCCCACGCUCCUAAUACGAGUGGUGACAACAUUUUGGAGGUCCGCUUGAGGAAGCUGGUUGAGGAGAGGGAGGGUUUGCUUGAACAGGUCAGGAAGCUGAAAGCUGUUGUGGAGCAAAAGCAGAAGAAUGGCACAGAGGAGGCGGUCAGCCCAGAUGAAGAUGACCUCCAGAAUGGCCUGGACCCUCAUAUCCUGGAUUUACAGAGAGAUGCUAACAGGCAAAUCAGCGACUUGAAAUUUAAGCUGGUGAAGUCUGAGCAGGAGGUCGCAGCUCUUGAGCAAAACAUCAUUCGGUUGGAGGGUCAGGUGACCCGCUAUAAAAAUGCCUCUGAAGCGGCAGAGAAAGUGGAGGAUGAGUUGAAAGUGGAGAAGCGCAAACUGCAGAGAGAGCUGAGGUCUGCUUUAGACCGCAUCGAUGAACUGGAGGCCAGCAACAGCCACCUGUCCAAGAGACUGGAGAAGAUGAAGGCCAAUCGGAGUGCACUGCUGGCCCAGCAGUGAGGCCUGCCUGAGCCAGUUGCCCUGCCCAGAAACUGCUUUCAUCAUCUAUUGGCAUCAGCCCUGUAGCACCCACACCUCAUUUCAUGAUCUACAGUUACAAAUUGAACAGGGCCAGUAAUCAGCGAUGUUAAUCACCCAAACUACGUGCCAUUCUACAACACUUCAAAAGAAAACUCACAUCUUUAACCUCGAGUAGCAGUGCCCUAGUGGCAUUAAGGCUCACUGCAUAAUUUGAGUCUAGGACAGGACCUGAAUAAAGGCGUUUGACAUUCCAUAUGAACAGGAUGAAGGUGCCAUUUCUGGAGGAGUCUUGAUGAGCAUUGAACAUUUCUUGACUUUGCUGGAUUCAGCCCAUGGACUACACUGUUCCCCUGUGUUCUUAGAGCAAUCUGAGUAUAAAGCACAUCGAUAGGAGUUCACAGGAGCAUAUCAGCAUUGUGGGCGUUGAAUUUGGCUCCACCUAGUGGCUAACGCACUUUAUCAGUCAGCUCUUUCUGCAGCAUGGAGAUUCCAGUCUGGAGCUUGGAAGCAUAGCUACAGACAUAGCAGAUGAAGGGACUGGGCUGUUCCAGCAUACACGGGUGUGUUGUCCACGGACACCACGUGCUGUUGGAUUCACAGACACUGUGCUUCCUCUCGGCAGGGAGCUGACCAAUCAACAUAUCUUGUAGCUACUCCUCUCUGGAGGCAAAAGGAUAUAGAGCAUAUGACUCUGGAGUGCACUCAGUUGACCUGUCCAGGCUUCGAUCACGAAUGCGUUCUUUCAUAGCAAAUGUUGCCGGGUUGGACAAGCUUUACAGAAUGUCUGCACCAAUCAGAUUCACCCUAAUGAAAAGUUGUAGCGCUCUUUUGUUGAAGGAGCUACAUAACAUUGAGGUUUAACCCGAGCCAGUUUAUGAGGAGCCUGGCCACUUCCUAUUCCCCCCGUUAUGUAAAAAACAGGACCGCUGAACAGCAGAGGGCGCCCGAGAGCGAGUCCUCAAUGAAUGGGAGUGAAUGGAGUUCAAUGGCUAAAACACGAAAAGUUUAAGUAUUUUCUAAUCACUUGCCCAGGACUUUCCUUUAAUUUUAGAAAGUAGAAGGAUGUAUUUCACUAAAAAAACAAAGAAAUCUUACUUAUAUAUUUUUACAUUUUCUACAGCAAACGGGUUUUGGCCAGCAGGAGGCGGGCUUUAAUGCUAGAGCGUGAAGUUUGAUGGGCGAGUGGAGCAGCUCGUUGGCUGUUUGGGCUCACUGACCUCAUGGACUUACAUGAGGCGCCGUUUUAAACUCCUGUAACUCGAGAUUAAAAGCUCUUAAAAAUAUAACAGUGGUAUUAAAAUGUUUGGAUAUUCAGUGUGUCAGGAAAUCAUUGCUUUCUUUUACAUUAAAAAUGUUUAAGCAUUUAUAAACUAUGAUUUUGCUCAAAUGCUCCAUAUCAAUCCCUUCAUUUUGGACUCGCUCGGGAGCGCCCCCUAGCGACUGAGAAACCCGGAAGACAUUGCAGAGCAGUAAUUCUCCUCGCUACAAGUUCUCUGGAUUAACUCUAAAAUACUGCACUACUUCUGAUCAACCCAAGCAGUGUCACCUUUGACAGGCAUUCAAAAAUGAGUAGAAUUUGUAUGUUGCUAUAAAUUCUCAGUAGGUUGAAUGGAACACAAGUGUGCACAAGUGUGUUAUUACAUUUAGUUUGCAUUACAAAGUGGUUCACACUACUUACAAGGCAUUGACUAAUGUGCAAAAAGUGCACAAAUGAUCUUGCUAAUAAGUCCAGUUGGGACCUAUAUUACGUUAACUAUAAUAAUUUUGGCUCUGCAUUAAAUAAGUAGAUCCAUUAAAGUACUUCUGAAAUGUCAACAUAUCUUUCACAUCAUUCCUUUAUGCCAGAAAAGAAAGACUUCUGGUGAUAAUGCGUCAGACAGGCAAGUACUAGAUGGGAUUCAUUAUAAAACUUAGAAUAUGUGUCAUACAUCCAUUCCAGUUAAGCAGAGCCAGAAAUAGGGCCUCAUGCAUUUGACCAAACUGUUGCAUACUUGUGUGAAUAUCUGUAAAAUACACAGAUUUUAGGCCACUUAUUGAAGGGGCCAUAUGUUUUGUUUAGUUUUUUAUGUAUAUAUGUGUCUGCAGAUGGGGGUUUGUCCAUGUCAGAAGAUGUCAUUGAUGUCAUAGGGAUAAAAAGACAGCACUUGUUCAUCUAGUUUGCCUGGUCAUGGUGCGAGAACAUGGACAUUCAGUGGACAGAACAGGCACUUGGGAUAUCACCAGCUUAAAACAUCAGCGGCUUUGGGCUUUUGAGGUUUUGUUAAGAAAAAACAAAAUGAUUUUGCAAUAAUGCUUCAUUUGUUUGAAUGUAAUUGGCUGCUGCUUUGGACUUUGGGCCACGAGAAAGCAGCCUCUUUGGGCCUUGGGAUGAGCACUAGUGCCUGACUGAUAUGAAAUGUUUGUGACCAACAAUAAUCCAUAAUGACUGAUUUAAGGCACCUAAAAUAACCAAAAUCGAUAACAUCAGCCAGCAUAACUUACUGUGGUCGAAAAUGAAACAGGCUCCAAUACAGUGCUGUGAAAAAGUCUUAAUACUGUGCGUUUCUCACAGUGAAUCCUUUUUAGAUUUUUAAUAACCAAAAAAGAUCGUCAUCAAACACAAAACACAUUUUUUUAUUGUUAUUUAAUUCACUCAAAGAGCAUUUUCACCCCUGGUAGUUGCUCAAGCAACAAAUUAACCACAUUUAACUUUAACGGAGGCCAUUUAUUCAGAAAGUCACUAAAAGUAUAAGACUGUAGGCCUGCUUAAAAUAAAUACCAUUAAAAAGGACAAAACAGCCAAUCAGAGGCCCUAAAAUAAUCAGGGGCCUCUAGGCUUCCUACAGAGACCAUCAUCAUAUUCGAGCAGGACAAUGUGUGCUUUCCUGAUCUAUUAGCUGACGCUAAGGUCUCUCACAGCAGAACCUCAGAGGCACAGAGUUUCUGUGAACAAUAAAGCAUUACAUCAACACAUUUGGAGGCAAAGUAGCAGAUUAGUGGCGGACAGGUGUCUGAUACAGCUGAUGAAUGCGUUGAGAAGAAUGGUAAAGCAAACUUCUCAGAUCUUAAAAGUAGAAAGAAUGUAUUACACAUUUAGGCCAACUGGCACAAAUUUGACAUGAUCAAAGUAUAUGUCACAAAACAGCUUUACAGAAAAAUCCAGGCCCCCAUGAGUGUCACCAAUGGCAGUGGCAAGGAAACACUCCCUAAGAGCAAGAGGAAGAAAACUUGAAAGGAACCAAGACUCAAAAGGGUCACCGGAUAGUAAUCGAGAAGAUAAGAGCAAAAUGAACAAAGAAUAAGUUCCAAAAGAAAUCGCAGUGUUUGCAAACUGCGGGUCUGUCUAGCCUCAGCUAAGGUCAGUGUUCACAAGUCCGCAGUAUGAAGACGACUGAGGCUUUCGUGAAAGAGCAGCAGAAAACAUUUUGGGAUAAUGUUCUAUGGACAGACCAGCUCAAAGUAACGUCAAACCAACAUUGAAACAUGGUGGUGGUAGUGUCGGGGACGGUUUUGUGUCUGUUCAUCUUUACUUGAGUGGGAGCUGAAAUGUACUCGGGUUCUGCAGCAAGACAAACGAUCCAUGGCUUGAACCCAACAGAGAUGCUGUAGCAGGACUUCAAACAAGCACUUCAUACUCAAACAUCUACCAGGAUAUCCGAAUUAAGGCAGUUCUGCAAAGACGAGUGGGCUCAAAUCCCGCCACGACAGUGUACAAGGCUGAUCAAAUUAUAGGAAACAAUAAUUGCAGUUAGUACUGCUAAAGGUCAGGAAGUACGUUUUAAGGGGGCUUAUUUACAUGAAACAGCAUUUCUGCGCAUUUCUGAAUCUGUUACACGUUAGUGGUUUACAUGUUGGAUAACUGUAAAAAAAUAAUAUCAUUUAAUAUCUUUCGUCGUUUGAUCAGAUUCUCUUAGUCUAAUAUUGCAUCUUGUUUAAAGGUCAAAGCAUUCGUCAUGACAGAUGCAAUAACAGAGGGAAUCAGAAAGGGCGCAAAUACUUUUUCACAGCCAUGUAGUCAGAUGAUGUAAAUGGUUUCCUCCACAUCGGAGGUGUUUGUAUGUACCAAUAUAUAAUGGGUCACUAAUUAUUGGUACGUUAUCAGACAAGUUUUGAAUCGUACCAAUAAUUUCAUAGGGCAUCAAUAUCGGCCAAUGUUAUUGGCCGGCUGAUAUAUCAGUCGGGCUCUAAUCAGCUCCAGAGGUUCUUUUCAGAUUGUGUUAUGUGACUCGCAUCUCCCUUCUCCAGCAAACUGUGGGCCCAGGAGAUGCUGCACCACCUUACAGUCAUCCCCUCCAUAGGAGAACUAGACAUAUGCUUAACUUGCAAUGCUGGGCGUUUCAAUGGACAGACCUUCAGUGGUCAUUACUAUAUGUACACAAAGGCUGGUCAGUGUGAUACAACAUAAUUAAACACGUUCAUGCAAUAAU